This is a messenger RNA of Gekko japonicus, 987 nucleotides long. RefSeq names its product olfactory receptor 5V1-like. NCBI's taxonomy places the organism in Eukaryota, Metazoa, Chordata, Lepidosauria, Squamata, Gekkonidae. Gene Ontology annotation, molecular function: olfactory receptor activity; G protein-coupled receptor activity. The transcript is spliced from 2 exons. Gene Ontology annotation, biological process: G protein-coupled receptor signaling pathway. Gene Ontology annotation, cellular component: membrane. The coding region runs from base 1 to 987 and encodes 328 amino acids. The record is from RefSeq and is a predicted model, not a curated record.
AUGGACCACCAAGCCUCUAUCCUGGUUGGCUUGUUUGAGAUGGAUCUAGGAAAGGCCGCCAACCAAACACCAGUCCAAGAAUUCAUACUCCUGGGCUUCUCCAACCACCCUGAAUUACAAAUAUUCCUCUUCCUGGUCUUCUUCGCCAUUUACACAGUGGCUUUCCUGGGGAAUCUCUCGAUUCUUCUGGUCGUCGUCGUUGACGGCCGCCUCCACACCCCCAUGCACUUCCUUCUCGGCAACUUGUCCUUCGUCGACAUGUGCUACAUGUCCGGCACCGUUCCUCAAAUGCUGGCCAACUUCCUCCGGGCCUCAAAGACCAUUUCCUAUCCCGGCUGCCUGGCUCAGAUCUUCACCCUCAUUUCUUGCGUGGGAGCCGAGUGCCUCCUGCUAGCGGCGAUGGCUUAUGACCGAUACGUGGCCAUCUGCCACCCGCUUCUGUACAUGGUCAUCAUGAACAGGAAAGCGUGCCUCCAGAUGGUGGCCGCCUCUUGGACGGGAGGCUUCCUGAACUCCCUGGUGCACACACUCCUGACCUCCGCCCUGUCCUUCUGCGGUCCCAACGAGAUCCGCCAUUUUAUGUGCGACGUCCCACCGCUCUUGGAGUUGUCCUGCUCGGACACGGCUCUUAAUCGCGCGGUCCUCCACACCGCCAGCGUGUUCAUCGGCAUCAGCCCCUGCCUGUUCAUCGUCUUCUCCUACGUCUUCAUCGCGUCGGCCAUCCGCCGGAUCCGCUCCCCGGAGGGCAGGCGCAAGGCCUUCUCCACCUGCACGUCCCACCUCACCGUGGUCAUCACCUUCUUCGGGACGGCCCUCUUUAACUACAACCGAUCCAACGCGGGGGACUCGCUGGAUGCCGACGUCCUGGUCUCGACCCUCUACUGCAUCGUCACGCCCACGCUGAACCCCAUCAUAUACAGCCUGCGGAACCAGGAAGUGAAGGAGGCCCUGAGGAAACUGGUGUGUCGGAAGCAAGCCAUGUUCUAA